This is a messenger RNA of Megalobrama amblycephala (Wuchang bream), 2226 nucleotides long. It is a transcript of the gene opn4.1, whose product is annotated as opsin 4.1. The transcript has a single exon. Gene Ontology annotation, biological process: G protein-coupled receptor signaling pathway; visual perception. Lineage: Eukaryota; Metazoa; Chordata; Actinopteri; Cypriniformes; Xenocyprididae. The record is from RefSeq and is a predicted model, not a curated record. Gene Ontology annotation, cellular component: membrane. Gene Ontology annotation, molecular function: G protein-coupled receptor activity. The coding region runs from base 105 to 1610 and encodes 501 amino acids.
CACUGGUUAUUUAAAACGAGAAUUUAACCACUUUUUCACUUAUUUUAACAGAAUUACCUUCAGUUUUGUUUACGAGAAAUUUAGGAAACAUCAAGCCACAAAACAUGAGCCAUCACUCUUCAUGGAGAGGGCAUCAUUGUGCCCCUGGAGACAUCAACUGCACAGCAGGCUUUAAGGAGUCUUUGGCCAGCAGGAACUACAAGUUACACCAUGUGCCUUUCCAUGGGCCGACCCACAGCCACCACCAUGAGCCUCCACGACCGUUUCCCACAGUGGAUGUUCCUGAUCAUGCCCACUACAUCAUUGGCUCUGUCAUCUUAAUGGUUGGCAUCACUGGAGUGAUUGGAAACGCACUGGUGAUCUAUGUGUUCUGCCGGAGCCGUACUCUUCGCACUGCAGGGAAUAUGUUUGUGGUGAACCUGGCUGUAACUGAUUUCUUCAUGUCCCUCACUCAGUCGCCCAUGUUCUUCGCAGCCAGCCUGCACAGGCGCUGGGUAUUUGGCGAGCGCAUUUGUGAGCUCUACGCCUUUUGUGGUGCCCUCUUUGGGAUCUGUUCCAUGAUGACUUUGACUGCAAUCGCUGCUGAUCGCUGCCUAGCCAUAACUCAGCCUCUCGCCUUGGUGGGCAAUGUUAGUAGACGCAAAGCAGGCGUGGUGUUGGCCGUUGUGUGGCUCUACUCUCUGGGCUGGAGCCUUCCACCUUUCUUUGGCUGGAGCGCUUAUGUUCCAGAGGGGCUUCAGACUUCCUGUUCUUGGGACUAUAUGACCUUCACUCCAUCAGUUCGUGCGUACACCAUCCUCCUCUUCAUUUUUGUGUUCUUUAUCCCACUCGGCAUUAUUGGAAGCUGCUACUUUGGAAUUUUUCAAGCAAUUCGAGCAACGGGGAAGGAAAUUAGAGAGCUGGAUUGCGGGGAAACGCACAAGGUGUAUGAACGCAUACAGAACGAAUGGAAGAUGGCGAAAGUCGCCCUCCUGGUCAUUUUGCUUUUUGUAAUAUCCUGGUCGCCCUACUCUGUGGUGGCCCUCACCGCCACGGCUGGCUAUUCCCAUCUCCUGACCCCCUACAUGAAUUCAGUACCUGCUGUGAUCGCCAAGGCCUCAGCCAUCCAUAAUCCCAUCAUCUACGCAAUUACGCAUCCAAAGUAUCGGGCGGCUAUUGCCCGCUACAUUCCAAUACUCCGCUUCAUCUUACGUGUGAAAGAGAAGGAUCUCCGUUCCUCUUUUAGUUCCGGCAGCAUUAGUUCCCGUCGUCCGACCGUCAGCAGCCAGUGCUCCCUGGGAGUUAGCAUCGGCAAUGCAGCGCGAGCUAACGGCCGCUGGGGAAAGACACGCUUGUCUUCCGCUUCAGAUAGUGAUUCUUGCUGGACUGAGAGUGAGGCUGAUGGUUCUAGCGUCAGUUCCCUGACCUUUGGUCGUCGUGUGUCCACCGAGAUCUCUACAGAUACUAUCAUUCUUUCACCAGGGUCAAGUACUAGCACCACCAGUGGGCAGAAAUCAGAGAAAGCACACAAAGUUGUAAGCGUACCAGUGCCGUCUAUUACUUUUGAAUCAGAUGCUGCAGAUGGGGAGUCUCUGUCUGAUGGAAAGGCUUUGCUUCCUGGGGGGAACUAAGGGAAUGAUGCAACGCUUCAGGUUUAGUGUUGGGCUCGCUACUAAAAUUUAUAAUUAAUUAGUCAUUUAUUACUAGUUACUCCAUUCGAAAGUAAUAUUGUUACUUUACUUUUUACUUUCUGGCAACAGUAAUUAGUUACAGUACUAAUUAUAUACUUUUCCUUCUCGCCCCACAGAAGUUGUAAUUGUGUAUCCCCAUAAAAUGUUAACAACAUAUUUCUGCCUCAUCAUUUCACCAAAAUCUACAUUGGAUUGCAGUCAGAAGUUAUUACAAACACUCAAUGGUGAUUGAUAGUGACUUUUAAAGGGUACAUAACACAAUCUCAUGUUAAUCUUGAGUAUCUAUAGAGUAGUAUAGCAUCCUUCAUAUCUCCGAAAAGUCUUUAGUUUUAUCAGAUUUAUAAAAUAAAAGUCGAGUCUUUCCAAGUCUUUCCAAAACCAGCCAAGCUCCCGGAGGCGUGCCUUGGGCGACCAUCACAUUAUCCCUGUAUAACUUUUGAUUCAUUAUAUGUGCGUGUUGUUUACAUUAUAUGCACUUACGCGCUGACUGCCAACAAAACAGACAUUUGAUGCACCACCUGCGGUUCCGACUCAUGACCGGGAUCAUUACUGCUGU